Messenger RNA from Alexandromys fortis (reed vole), 1539 nucleotides. RefSeq names its product gamma-aminobutyric acid type A receptor subunit beta2 (gene Gabrb2). Gene Ontology annotation, molecular function: chloride channel activity; neurotransmitter receptor activity; GABA-A receptor activity. Gene Ontology annotation, cellular component: neuron projection; GABA-A receptor complex; synapse. The coding region runs from base 1 to 1539 and encodes 512 amino acids. NCBI's taxonomy places the organism in Eukaryota, Metazoa, Chordata, Mammalia, Rodentia, Cricetidae. The transcript has 10 exons. Gene Ontology annotation, biological process: nervous system process; chemical synaptic transmission; chloride transmembrane transport. The record is from RefSeq and is a predicted model, not a curated record.
AUGUGGAGAGUCCGGAAAAGGGGCUACUUUGGGAUUUGGUCGUUCCCCUUAAUAAUCGCCGCUGUCUGUGCUCAGAGUGUCAAUGACCCUAGCAAUAUGUCGCUGGUUAAAGAGACGGUGGACAGACUGUUGAAAGGCUAUGACAUUCGUCUGAGACCCGAUUUUGGAGGUCCCCCUGUGGCUGUAGGAAUGAACAUUGAUAUUGCCAGCAUUGAUAUGGUCUCUGAAGUUAAUAUGGACUAUACCUUGACCAUGUAUUUUCAGCAAGCCUGGAGAGACAAGAGGCUGUCCUACAAUGUAAUACCUUUGAACUUGACUUUGGACAAUCGAGUGGCAGACCAGCUCUGGGUGCCGGACACCUACUUCCUGAAUGAUAAGAAGUCCUUUGUCCAUGGAGUGACUGUCAAAAAUCGUAUGAUACGCUUGCAUCCUGACGGCACGGUCCUGUAUGGCCUCAGAAUCACAACUACGGCUGCCUGCAUGAUGGACCUAAGACGAUAUCCAUUGGAUGAACAAAACUGCACAUUGGAGAUUGAAAGCUAUGGAUACACAACUGAUGACAUCGAGUUUUACUGGCGUGGCGACGAUAACGCAGUCACCGGGGUGACGAAGAUCGAGCUUCCUCAGUUCUCCAUUGUAGAUUAUAAACUCAUCACCAAGAAGGUGGUCUUCUCUACAGGUUCUUACCCCAGAUUGUCCCUCAGCUUUAAGCUGAAGAGAAACAUUGGCUACUUCAUCCUGCAGACAUACAUGCCGUCCAUUCUUAUUACCAUCCUCUCGUGGGUCUCCUUCUGGAUUAACUAUGAUGCUUCCGCUGCACGAGUUGCAUUAGGUAUUACAACUGUCCUAACAAUGACCACAAUUAACACCCACCUCAGGGAGACCCUCCCUAAAAUCCCCUAUGUAAAAGCCAUCGACAUGUACCUAAUGGGGUGCUUUGUCUUCGUCUUCAUGGCUCUUCUGGAAUAUGCUUUGGUCAACUACAUCUUCUUCGGGAGAGGACCCCAGCGCCAAAAGAAAGCAGCUGAGAAAGCUGCUAAUGCCAACAAUGAGAAGAUGCGCCUGGAUGUCAACAAGAUAUUUUAUAAAGAUAUUAAACAAAAUAGGACCCAGUAUCGAUCCUUGUGGGACCCUACUGGAAACCUCUCCCUAACCAGGCAGACUACCAAUUAUGAUUUCUCUGUUAAUACUAUGGACCCACAUGAGAACAUCUUACUUAGCACUCUCGAGAUAAAAAACGAGAUGGCCACAUCAGAAGCAGUAAUGGGACUUGGAGACCCCAGGAGCACAAUGCUUGCCUAUGAUGCCUCCAGCAUCCAGUAUCGGAAAGCCGGGUUGCCUAGGCAUAGUUUUGGCCGCAAUGCUUUGGAGCGACACGUGGCACAAAAGAAGAGUCGCCUGAGGAGACGUGCCUCUCAACUGAAAAUCACCAUCCCUGACUUGACUGAUGUAAAUGCCAUAGAUCGGUGGUCCCGCAUUUUCUUCCCGGUGGUGUUUUCCUUCUUCAACAUUGUCUAUUGGCUUUAUUACGUGAACUAA